AUGGCUCUUUGCCGCAAAUUUUUCUACCGGAAGCCGCCGGAAGGGCUCUUGGAGAUCUCAGAAAGGGUUUAUGUGUUUGAUUGCUGCUUCACUACGACUCAAUUGGGUGGUGACGAGUAUGAGGUGUAUAUAGGGGAUAUCGUGGAUCAGCUCCGCGAAUACUUCCCGGAUUCUUCGUUCAUAGUGUUUAGUUUCGGAGAUGGGGAUUACCAGAGAGAUAUCGCUACUAUUCUAGAUAAGCAUGGCAUAACAGUGGUUGAUUACCCCAGCCAGAAUGAGAGCUGCCCGGUGCUCACGGUGGAGAUGAUCCACCACUUCCUUAGGUCGAGUGAGAGCUGGCUCUGCAUCGGGCAGAGGAACGUGCUCUUGAUGCAUUGCCAGAAUGGCUCCUACCCUGUCCUCGCCUUCAUGCUGUCAGCAUUCUUGAUAUAUAGGAAGCAAUACUGUGGGGAGAGGAAAACUCUGGAUAUGGUGUACAAGCAAGCUCCUCCUGAGGCUAUGCAUUCGCUCUCGCCUAUAGACCCAUUGCCUUCACAGUUGAGGUAUCUGCAGUAUGUGUCGAGGAGGAACAUAGGGUCCCCUUGGCCUCCCUUGGACAGGGCUCUGACGUUGGAUUGUGUCAUUCUUCGAGCUAUCCCCAAUAUGGAUGGAAAGGGGGGUUGUCGUCCCAUAUUUAGGGUAUAUGGACCCGAUCCGUUGAUGGCUGCUGAUCCAAAAACUAAACUGCUCUUCUCUAUGUCAAAAACAAACAGAUCUGCGAUUUACUUUAGACAGGCAGACUAUGAAAUUGUUAAACUUGAUAUCAAUUGCCAUGUACAAGGUGACGUUGUGCUCGAGUGCAUAACUCUGGAUGAUAGCCUAGAAUACGAAGAGAUCAUGUUCCGUGCGAUGUUCAAUACAGCGUUUAUCAGAUCAAACGUACUGAUGCUUACCUGUGACGAACUUGAUGCAGUGUGGGACGCCAAGGACCACUUUCCCGGGAACUUCAGAGUCGAGGUUAUUUUCUCUGACAUGGACUCCACUUCUUCGAUUGUGAUGCUGGACUCACCGCCUAGCCAAGAGAUUGAAGGUCUUCCCAUUGAGGCGUUUUCUCAGGUUCACGACAUAUUCAACGACCUCGACUGGGGAGACACUGAGAUAGACAAUGCAAUUAACAUAAUCCAACAAAUGACUGUCUCUAGUAUUCUUGAAGAGAAACUCGAUUUUACUAAAAAGGAGAGCUGGCAGAAUCCUGCUCUGAUUGAGAAAGAUGAACAUGUGGAGGAUUUGAAGGUUACUUCUUCCGGUGAUUUUCAUGCAUUGGUUGAAAAUGAGACAAGUUAUCCACCAGCCUCUUCAAAGUCGUCCUUUGAUUUCGAUAAUUUUUAUACCAACAACACUGGACUGCGUGUUUCUGUUCAGAGACCUGCUCAGUCCAAAAUCAUAUCACCGCGAUUAUCCCAAGCAUCACCGUUUAGUCAACCUGCGUUUGCUAGUUCUCCUCAAGGCUCGUUGGGACGUCUCACAAGGUACAGUAGUGCACCAGUUGGGAUUACAGCUCUGCUUGAAGACGAUGAUGAGAUGGAAUCUCUUCUGUCAGCAGUCACUCCGAGUUCAAUGAAAUCGGGAUUAGGAGCUGUUGCUUCUGCUCCUCCUCCUCCUCCGCCACCACCAUUGCAUUCUAGUCCUGACUUAUCUCCUUCCACACCGCCUCCUCCCCCACCGCCUCCUAGUAUAGGAUCAACAGAGCCUCCACAUUUACCAUCAGCACCUUGUCCUCCCCCUCCACCCCUACCCUCAUCUCCUAAAACCAUCCCUCCUCCAACAGGGUCAACCCCACCUCCGCCACCAGGUAGGUUUGUUCCACCUCCGCCCGCUCCAUCAAAACCUGGUGCCUCUUCUAUGCUGCUUUCAUCUGCCACUGCUGUAGUGGGUGGAAAGAAGCUGCUAAGGGCCGGUGUAAAAGCUAAAAAGGCAUCCCUCAAACCGUAUCACUGGUUGAAGCUAACAAGGGCUAUGCAGGGCAGCCUAUGGGCUGAGACACAAAAACCCGAGGAGGCAUCAAAAGCUCCUGAGUUAGACUUGGGUGAACUCGAGAGUCUUUUCUCAGCUACUGUUCCAAAUUCAGAUCCUCGGAAAACAUACAUGCAUGGCUCAACAGUCAAAUCAGAUAAAGUCCAUCUGAUUGAGUUCCGAAGGGCAAACAACUGUGAAAUCAUGCUGACAAAAGUUAAAAUUCCUGUGUCUGAUUUGAUGAAAUCAGCCCUUGCUUUAGAUGACUCAGCACUGGAUGGUGAUCAAGUUGAAAAUAUCAUUAAAUUUUGUCCAACCAAGGAAGAAAUGGAACUCCUCAAGAACUACAAAGGUGACUUCGAGAACCUUGGCAAGUGCGAGCAGUUUUUCAUUGAGCUGAUGAAAGUUCCACGCGUUGAGGCCAAGCUAAGAGUUUUCUCAAUUAAAAUUCAAUUUUGCUCCCAGAUAUCAGAUUUGAGACAGAGCUUAAACGUCGUGAAUUCUAUAUCUGAAGAGGUCAGGAAUUCUGUGAAAUUUAAAAGGAUCAUGCAAACUAUUCUUUCACUCGGUAAUGCAUUAAACCAGGGAACUGCCCGAGGUUCUGCAGUUGGAUUCCGAUUGGACAGCCUCCCAAAACUCGCUGAAACAAGAGCUAGAAAUAACAAGCUGACACUUAUUCAUUAUCUGUGUAAGGUGCUAGCCGAAAAGUUGCCAGAAGUGUUAGAUUUUCAUGAAGAUUUAGUCAAUUUAGAGGCUGCAACAAAGAUUCAACUCAAGUACUUAGCAGAGGAAAUGCAAGCCAUUACCAAAGGGAUUGAAAAAGUUGUACAAGAGCUUAUUGCUUCUGAAAAUGAUGGAGCUGUAUCAGAGACCUUCUGCACGAUUUUGAAAAACUUUUUGGGCACUGCUGAAGCGGAAGUAAGAUCCCUGGCUGCACUUUAUUCCGGAGUGGGAAGGAAUGCAGAUUCAUUGGCUCAUUAUUUUGGAGAAGAUCCUGCACGUUGCCCAUUCGAGCAAGUUGUGUCAACUUUACUCAACUUUGUGAGGAUGUUUCGAAAGGCUCACGAGGAGAACUGCAAGCAAUUGGAGCUUGAGAAUAAGAAGAAGACGCAGGAGGAAACGGAGAAUCAGAAGCUCAAAGAAAAUGCGUCAAGCAAGGAGCUGGACGAUGAGAAUGGUAUUGCAACUGCAGAAAAACUGUCUGGACUUCUAUAAGCCUCAGCUGUAAGAAAAUCGGCCGAUCAACAGGGCCCGGGAGACUGUCUAAAGCGAUCUUCACCUGUUAUUCCCCUGUAAAUAACAAGAAUCCAUAUUUAUUUAGUCCACUUUUGAUGCAGAAAGGUUGAGAAA
Messenger RNA from Salvia hispanica, 3342 nucleotides. Its product is annotated as formin-like protein 18. The record is from RefSeq and is a predicted model, not a curated record. NCBI's taxonomy places the organism in Eukaryota, Viridiplantae, Streptophyta, Magnoliopsida, Lamiales, Lamiaceae.